Closterium sp. Yama58-4 is the source of this 1176-nucleotide messenger RNA. NCBI's taxonomy places the organism in Eukaryota, Viridiplantae, Streptophyta, Zygnematophyceae, Desmidiales, Closteriaceae. The record is from the annotation of a GenBank genome assembly.
AUGGAGGCGCGCGUGAAGGCGGUGGCGUAUGACGCGGAGCGCCACACGGGAGGCGCCGUGGGCGCGGCGGACGAGCGCACGGCGAGCGUAGUGACGGCGGAGCCCGUGUCUGGCGGGAGCUCGAGCCUGGUCAAGUACCACGAGGACAUGCGCAAACGACGACUGCUCAUCGCCACGUUCGGUAGCAAGAAGAGCAAGAGCAGGGUGGCGGCAGUGGAGCGAGGGCAGGUGAGUGGCGAGUCGCUCAAGGCCAGCGACGCCCUGGGCCACCUUGUGCGAUCCGCCGCCGCGGCGCCGCUUGCGCUCACUCAGCAGGACCUGGACGCGCAGCAGAGCGCGGCGAGCUACCUGCCGCCACACAACCCUGCAGCCACGCAGGUGGAGGAGGCAUACCCGCUGGCGUACCUGGUACCGCGCGAGGAGUGGGAGUGCACAGACGUCGCAUUGCUGCUGGCCGCCGCUGCACUGCAGGCUGAGAUGCGGAAGAACCAGAAGGCCAAGGGCCUCGGUAAAGGUGGAGGAGGGGAAGGGGGUGAGGAGGUGGAGGACAAAGAAGGGAUGGGUAUGGAUUUUAAGACGAAGCAGGCGGCACGGCAGCUAUUGAAUGCGCUGCCCACGUUUGUGAAGGAGCGGCUGGGGCUUCUGCUGACCAAGACGGGGGAAUCAAAGGUGCACUACGCGCGGCUGCUGCUGCACAUCCACUUCCUCGUGCUCAUGCUGCACAUGCCCGAGGCCGUCCUGCACGCCACUGCCUUGCGCACUCUGGCCUCCUCCCACCCCUCCUCCUCAUCCUCCCUACCCUCGCCUGAGCUUAUUUCAAAGGAGUAUGGCAUGCCCAUCCUGACGGCUGCCCGCCUGCCUCAGAUAUUCCGUGCGCAAGCGGAGGACCAGCACAACGUAGGUGGCAAGAGGUAUAAGUUCCCAUUGCGCCUGAAGCAGCUGCUCAUCAGCUACAUUGCUGCCCUCGCACUGCACGCCACAGCCUUCCGCCUGCCUCUCGUUGCACUUGCAGCUGACCUUAAGAUGGCUGCACCCAUAUUGAUGAAGCAUUUGAGGGAGAUGGGGUGUGAGAGUUCAAGGGGAGGUGCUGCUGCCGGCGUUGUGGAGACUGUCGCUGUUCUGCGGGUGCCCCUCACGUUCCCCAAGGCUGUCGCUCCUAAAAGAAAGAGGAAGUGA